Symbiodinium natans is the source of this 513-nucleotide messenger RNA. The record is from the annotation of a GenBank genome assembly. NCBI's taxonomy places the organism in Eukaryota, Dinophyceae, Suessiales, Symbiodiniaceae.
AUGGUGGGCUCAUGGUGGUUUGAAUCGUUCUUCGCCAGCGUGAUCGUGACGAAUUCAAUUUUCAUCGCUGUCCAAGUCGAGAUUGCCGCCGUGCAGCCAGGACUACCUCCAGAUGUCAACACGUUCGUGGUCUCUUCGCUCUAUAGCCUCUUGUUCAUGGUCGAGCUCCUUAUACGGCUGAUGGCGGCAGGUCCCGGGCUCUACUGCAGCCAGGAUUGGGCCUGGACGUUGCUGGACACCAUCGUGGUACUUUCAAGCAUUUUGGAAUUCGUGGUGGAAGUGACAUUUCAGCAGGCGGAAGACAGCCAUUUCGGCAACAUGCGUCUUCUGCGCAUACUGCGGAUUGCAAAGAUCACCCGAGCUCUGCGCAUCCUCCGGCUGGUGAAGUUUAUGAGUGCCUUGAGAUCCCUGCUCUUCUGCAUUGGAAAGACUCUCAGAGCUAUGGCAUGGUCAGCGGCUCUUCUCACAUUGAUCAUCUUCCUGCUGCUUGCCUGUAAUCCGGAGGAGCUCUAG